UGACGUGCUGCCCCAAUCAUCACUAAACCACCACUAAACCACCACUAAAGUUCAACAGGACGCCAAGAUUUCGCGAGCAGAGCACGAAGCGGCUCCUCGCGGACUAGACAUGCUGUCCACAGUGAGAUUGCUAAACAUUUUGUAGUUACGAGAAUCAAGUGCCCAUGAACGCCUUUCGAGUUGUAUGCUUUGACGACCCUCAAGCUCGAGUACCUAGAUGUAACUAUGCACCGACAGCGCAAUAUCCGUCUCUGAGUUCUACAUGACCUUUCACACCGAGCAACCCGCACUAUUCCCCACCCGCAUCUCGGGACGCUACCUCUCCACUACUUCGUAUCACCGCCGCCACUUUCCCGCCUUCUCUCCGACGACCCGACACGGGCCAGCACCUUUCGCCCACUGCGCGCGGCCGCCAUCUCCCACUAACCGACACGGCGCAGGACGGUCACUUAACGGCCAGGAGUCGGCCCUGCAUCACCUCGCACUCGGACGGCUGUCUAACCCCACAGAGCCUUGUAGCCGCCGCCCUACUGCACCCCACACUCACGCUAGACCCCGGUACUCUCAGGCCAGGCAAGCGAGACCGAGUGCGAUGCGGAAACAAUUGCCCAACCUCGUUGACAGACGGCAUAGAGGGCCGCCGGACUGUCAUGCUGCCGCACUUUGCUUCCGAUCCGACUUUUUCGAUUUCCACGACCUGCAGAAAGUUGGAAAACGGGCCAAGUUACUGUAUACUUUGAACCGUGUAUUCUCCUUCUUUCACACACACACGAGAGAUUCAAGCAUAGAAUUCCGUCAUCCAAAACUCUCUCACAUGCAAAGCAGCCGAGUUUCGAGUUGGGCUUUAGACGCUGCAGAACCCGGUCCGCACGAGCCCAUCGAAUGCAGCACGAAGCUGGUAAGCAUGCUGCUCGUGGGCCGACUCACAGGCGCAGAAGAUACACCUGCCAGGCGAGGAUGCAUGCCACCGUCGUGUCGCGUUACCUGGAGUGUGCGAGUCGCAGUGCGAAUGGACGUGCGCUGGACCCGCGUCCGAGGCCGUGGUGGUGGGAGCGGUAGUGUCAGUGCCAGUGUCACGAAGCGAGUACAUCAAAGUGAAGUGCAGUGAAGUGAAGUGCAGUGAAGUGAAGUGCAGUGAAGUGCAUAAACAGCGAGUUCCGCGCUAUGCUAUAUACGCAAC
This is a messenger RNA of Didymella exigua CBS 183.55, 1180 nucleotides long. RefSeq lists its product as uncharacterized. The transcript has a single exon. The record is from RefSeq and is a predicted model, not a curated record. NCBI's taxonomy places the organism in Eukaryota, Fungi, Ascomycota, Dothideomycetes, Pleosporales, Didymellaceae. The coding region runs from base 263 to 1108 and encodes 281 amino acids.